Messenger RNA from Truncatella angustata, 1459 nucleotides. Its product is annotated as Golgi phosphoprotein 3-domain-containing protein. The record is from RefSeq and is a predicted model, not a curated record. The coding region runs from base 256 to 1299 and encodes 347 amino acids. Gene Ontology annotation, molecular function: phosphatidylinositol-4-phosphate binding. Lineage: Eukaryota; Fungi; Ascomycota; Sordariomycetes; Amphisphaeriales; Sporocadaceae. Gene Ontology annotation, biological process: retrograde vesicle-mediated transport, Golgi to endoplasmic reticulum; Golgi to plasma membrane protein transport; Golgi vesicle budding. The transcript has 4 exons. Gene Ontology annotation, cellular component: cytosol; trans-Golgi network; Golgi cisterna.
CGCAACGCAGGGAAAAAAGGAUACGAAACGAAGCGGAAUUGACCGACUUCAACCCUCGACCAAGACCAGGUUACGUAUCUGCAUCGCAUCUGCAUCGUAUCUUGUUUUGCUUCGUGCUUGCCAAACCCUGGUCCGAAGACUAGAGACGGCAUCCCAUCUCGUCCUCCCCCGUCCAAACCACCGAACACACGCAACAACAGCACCAGCACUUGCAUAUCCGACUGCAUCUUCUAUCCCAACAUCGAUUGCACGAGCAUGUCGUCAGGCCUGACGCGACGCCGCGGUGCCGGCGCUGGUGGUGCCACAGAGGAGGGAGCGAAUGGCCCCUCGAGGACAGCGUCAUCUACAAAUGUCCGCGACAGCGCCCCCGAGACCAGCUACGAGGCCAGCGAAAACGGUCACAAGAUCGCCUUCGAUCCUCGCGACAUUAGCGAGAGCGCCGAAAGAAGCAAGCAGCCCAAGCUCACCCUGAUGGAAGAGGUCAUUCUGCUGGGAAUCAAGGACAAGCAGGGCUACCUCUCCUUCUGGAACGACAACAUCAGCUAUGCGCUCCGUGGAUGCAUCGUCAUCGAGUUGGCCUUCCGUGGCCGCAUCAGCAUGCAGAAGGAUCCCGCCAGACGGCGCUUCCCUCUGGCUGACCGGGUCAUCGAGGUCAUCGAUGACACCCUUACCGGCGAGGUGCUGCUGGACGAGGCACUCAAGCUGAUGAAGGCGAGCGAGAAGAUGAGCGUCAGCUCGUGGAUUGACCUGAUGAGUGGCGAGACCUGGAACCUCAUGAAGAUCGGCUACCAACUAAAACAAGUCCGCGAGCGUCUCUGCAAAGGCCUCGUCGACAAAGGCAUCCUGCGCACCGAGAAGCGCAACUUCCUCCUCUUCGACAUGGCCACUCACCCCGUAGCUGAUGGCGGUGCCAAGGAGGAGAUCCGUCGACGCGUCCGAAACGUCCUUACGCAGCGCACCGUCGUCCUGCCAGCCUCCCAGUUCCUGCCCGAGAACCUCGAGUUCCGAUACAUACGCACCAUCGCCAUGGUCUGCGCCGCCUACGCCGCUAACGUCCUCGAGAACGCGCUGUCCACCCUCGGCCACGAGGCGAGGGAACGCGCUUUCACCCAGACGGACGAGAUCCUGGCCGAGUACAGCCAAUGGCCGUUUGGAAAGAAGGUCGGAGGCCAGGGCAUUGGCGCCAACAUCCCCCAGGUCAUCACCGAGGAGCUUACCAAGGGCAAGGACAAGGAACUGCAGAUCGAGGUCGUUGCCGCUUGCUUGAGCGUCUUCACCCGACUCGACUCGCUUCUCUAAUCCAGCCCCUCCAUUCUCCUCAUAGAGCCGAGAGAAGGCGCAAUACUCAUAAUGCCGUUUCUCUCGAGUGCGAGUGCCUUUCCUUUCACGGCCCACGAGCGUCCGAAAGUGCCAGUCACACGGCGCGCGAUUGACGAAACAACCAAAACUUUGAUAGACG